This is a messenger RNA of Argiope bruennichi, 1871 nucleotides long. Its product is annotated as 5-aminolevulinate synthase, non-specific, mitochondrial-like. Gene Ontology annotation, cellular component: mitochondrion. Gene Ontology annotation, biological process: heme biosynthetic process; hemoglobin biosynthetic process; erythrocyte development. Bases 150 to 1802 code for a protein of 550 amino acids. The transcript has 11 exons. NCBI's taxonomy places the organism in Eukaryota, Metazoa, Arthropoda, Arachnida, Araneae, Araneidae. The record is from RefSeq and is a predicted model, not a curated record. Gene Ontology annotation, molecular function: pyridoxal phosphate binding; 5-aminolevulinate synthase activity.
AAUGCCCGUUUUGGAAAACAUUGUCACAUGACGCUGCGGAAGUGACCGGUAGACGCACUUUCAAGAUCACCCGGGACGGUCUUUAGUCUUGAACUUAUGCAACUAGUCAACAAAUUUAUUUCUUAAUUCCUUUUAGAUUUAUAUUUAUCAUGGCUAAUUCUUCAGUGUUUGCUACUGCAGGUGGAGUUCGUCAAAUUGCAAAUUUGUCUGCCCGCCAUUGUCCUUUUGUAUCCAGUUUAAACCCAAAAUUUCUGAAGAACUAUGGAGCGUCUAUGAUGAAACUGUAUUCUGAUCAGUGUCCAUUCAUGAGGCACUAUGCAUCAUCAAUUAAAAAUUCUGAAAAUGUUGAAAAAGUCCCCGAGAUGAAGUGUCCUUUUCUCCAGCAAGUAAAGCCAUCUGUUAAAGUUGCAAGCACAGAAAUACAAGAAGAUGUUAUUGACCUUACUGCAAAUAAAAAAUCAACUGGGCAAUUCCAAUAUGAAGAUUUCUUUUUGGGAGAAAUAGCUAAAAAGAAAAGGGAUUUUUCAUACAGGAUAUUUAAAAAAGUAAACCGAAAGGCUGAUAAUUUUCCUUGUGCAAAUGAAUAUAGUGAAGGUGAAAAGAAAGUUCUCAUUUGGUGUUCAAAUGACUAUUUAGGUAUGAGUAGCCAUCCAUCUGUUCGAAAAGCUGUCAUAGAAGCUGUUGAAGAGUAUGGUGCUGGUGCUGGUGGAACUAGAAAUAUUUCUGGAAAUUCAACAUGCCAUGAAGAAUUGGAGAAAGAAUUGGCAUCACUUCAUCAUAAAGGAGCAGCCCUACUUUUUACUUCCUGCUAUGUAGCCAAUGAUUCGACCCUCUAUACUUUGGGAAAACAUUUACCUGGUUGCCAUAUUUUUUCUGAUUCUGGAAAUCAUGCUAGCAUGAUUCAAGGAAUAAGAAAUUCAAAUUGUCCUAAACACAUUUUCAAGCACAAUGAUCCUCGUGACUUAGAGGAAAAAUUGAAAGCUGUUGAUCGUGGAAUUCCCAAAAUUGUUGCAUUUGAAACUGUGCAUUCAAUGACUGGCGCUGUUUGUCCUUUAGAGGAACUGUGUGAUGUUGCUCAUAAAUAUGGUGCACUUACAUUUGUUGAUGAGGUGCAUGCUGUUGGCUUGUAUGGGAGAAAUGGAGCGGGUAUUGGAGAAAGAGAUGGUGUGCUUCAAAAAAUGGAUAUUAUAUCUGGAACUCUUGGAAAAGCGUUUGGUAACAUUGGUGGUUACAUAGCAUCUACAGAUGUGAUUGUUGAUAUGAUCAGAAGUUAUGCAGCCGGCUUUAUAUUUACGACUUCAUUACCACCUACAGUAUUAAAAGGAUCUCUUGCGUCUAUCAAGAUUUUAAAAAGUGAUGAAGGCAGGCAACUAAGGGAGAAACAUCAGCAUAAUGUAAAAUAUCUGAGAAACGCUCUAAAAAAUGCUGGCAUUCCUGUAGUUCAUUGCCCUAGCCAUAUAAUUCCUGUCCAUGUUGGAAAUCCUUAUUUAAAUACUCAGGUAUCUAAUGAAUUGCUUACAAAAUAUGGGCACUAUGUACAAGCAAUAAAUUAUCCGACUGUUCCGGUUGGACAAGAAAAGUUAAGGAUAGCUCCAACUCCCUCUCAUUCCAAACUAUUAAUGGACAAAUUUGUGUCUGAUCUUGUAGAUUCAUGGAAGUCUGUAGGACUACCUUUGUGUGAAAACUUCUGUAAUGAGGAAUGUGAAUUUUGCAAAAAGCCCUUAUUGUUUGAGCGCUAUGAAUCUAGAAUUCUUCCACCUUGUGGAGGUCUUGGAGGUUGUCCUCAGAUUUCUGUUCACUGAAAAAUUGGAACCAUGCAAGUGCAAGCAUUAGAUGAAAGUGUUAAUAUAUAAAUAAAUAAUUUUAUAGUA